AUGGGUAUCUCACGCGACUCUCGUCACAAGCGCUCGGCUACCGGCGCGAAGAGGGCCACCUACCGCAAGAAGAGGGCGUUCGAGAAGGGUCGCCAGCCCUCCAACACCCGUAUCGGAACCAAGAGAAUCCACCUGGUCCGCACCCGUGGUGGUAACCAGAAGUUCCGUGCCCUUCGUCUCGAAUCCGGCAACUUCUCGUGGGGUUCUGAGGGUAUCUCCCGCAAGACCCGUGUCAUCGUUGUUGCCUACCACCCCUCCAACAACGAGCUCGUCCGCACCAACACCCUGACCAAGUCGGCCGUCGUUCAGAUCGAUGCUGCUCCUUUCCGUCAAUGGUACGAGGCUCACUACGGCCAGCCCAUCGGCCGUCGUCGCCAGCAGAAGACCGAGACCACCGAGGAGAAGAAGUCCAACAGCGUUGUGAAGAAGCAGGCUGCUCGCUUUGCUGAGCAGGGCAAGGUCGAGUCUGCUGUUGAGCGUCAGUUCGAGUCCGGUCGUCUGUACGCUGUUGUGUCGUCCCGCCCCGGCCAGAGCGGCCGCGUGGACGGAUACAUCCUGGAGGGUGAUGAGCUGGCUUUCUACCAGCGUGCUAUCCGCAAGUAA
Molecule: messenger RNA, 603 nt
Organism: Aspergillus vadensis CBS 113365
Lineage: Eukaryota; Fungi; Ascomycota; Eurotiomycetes; Eurotiales; Aspergillaceae
Product: 40S ribosomal protein eS8
Exons: 2
Coding region: 1-603 (200 amino acids)
Biological process (GO): translation; maturation of SSU-rRNA from tricistronic rRNA transcript (SSU-rRNA, 5.8S rRNA, LSU-rRNA)
Cellular component (GO): cytosolic small ribosomal subunit; ribosome
Molecular function (GO): structural constituent of ribosome
Source: RefSeq, a predicted model, not a curated record